AUGAGCCGGCGAAAGUCUGUCGAACUGCCGCCGUGGGGCCGGGGUCCUGGGCGGCCCCCGGGCGUCGCGGCCGGCGGCGGGCGGCGGCCUCGGCAUUGCGGCGGCGCGGGCGGCCGCUGUCCUCGCACGACCCCGGCCCGUCCAGAGCGCGCCCCGCUCCGACCCUCGAGGAGGAGGGAGGGGAGCGCGGUUCGGGCGCCCGAGCAAGGUAAGCACCCCUGGGGGACCCUCAGCCCUCGACCGCGCGCCCCGGCCGGCUUUCCGCCGCUCUGGGCUGGCGAGACGACGGGAGGCCGCAGGCCGGCCCCACCGCCCCGGCCUGGUGUUCCCCGCGCGCCUGGGGCCCGACGCCGGAGCCUGGGCCCCCGGAGACCCGCCACCGCGGCGCCCGGCCUGGGCCUGGCCCCGGGACCCUCGGGGGCUCACUCCGGGCCCGGGAGGCCACACGGAGCCCAAGAGAGCACCGGUGACCUGCCCAGGCCGCCCAUGGCGGGGGUCACCCUCCCUCCGAACCACUCCGUGGGCAGGGCCUUACCAGGGUCCCGGCCGGGCGCUCGGCGUCGGCGGGCAGGCGACGCGUCCCGGGCGCCCUCCGAGAGCCCCCCGCCGCCCCCUCAAGCGGUCCCCGUGCGCAGGCGCGGGCCGGAGGAGGCCAGGCCUUUCAGCCUUGGGGGCGCGGGCUCCGGCCCGGACCUGGGUCGCUGCCCUGCCCGGCCACCCGGAAAGGAGAAUGCUAGCAAACCCGAAGGCCGCGCCGUGCCCAGGCCGCGGGACAGCAGCAGUGCGCCCAGGGGCUGCGGGCCGAGCCGGCCUCCGGGCAAGGACGAGGUCGUCGGGCUCCCUCGCCGCGCCGCCUCCGAGAACCAGGACCCGCGCCCGGGCAGCUGCCCCGCCGUGCCCAACCACGGGGCCACGUUGGAGUCGGCGUGGGAGGGUGACGGGGAGAGCAAGGAGGAAGGAGAAGAGCUCCGAGCGGUGGAGGAGAGACCCUCCACCAUGAGGGGCGCGAGUCGGGAGAGGCCGGACCACUGGCGGCUCCAGCUCAGCACCAAGUGGCCAGAGUGCGGGCAGCAGCCUGUCCACCGGCAGCCCCGCCCGGCCCUGCCCCUGCCUCCAUCACACCCCUGA
Molecule: messenger RNA, 1128 nt
Organism: Globicephala melas (long-finned pilot whale)
Lineage: Eukaryota; Metazoa; Chordata; Mammalia; Artiodactyla; Delphinidae
Product: bcl-2-binding component 3, isoforms 3/4-like
Source: RefSeq, a predicted model, not a curated record